CGUGCACGCGACUAGCGACUCUGGCGACGCGAUUCUGCUGACAUAAUCGGGGCAGGAUGGGCGGAGAGGGAACCAAAUGACUGAUGGGACUCGACGGGACGGCAGCAGACUAAAGUAUAUAUGCUACCCACGCUGUGCAUGGAGAGGGGUAGUUGAGAUUUAGAUCGGUUAGAUAGAGGAGGCCGGGCCACCGCUAUGAAAAGCCAUGGAAGGUUGGUGGGUGUGGGGGGGAGAUGCCAGCGUCGGGUGAGCCAAAGGAAGACCGUGGUGACUAACAGUGACCAGGCGGAGGAUUUAGCAGUAAGGAACAUAUUGCCGGGCCUGAGAACCCGGCACACCCAACAUGCGGUGGGUGUGCGGAGCACUGGGGGAGGAAGCGGCGGCCACCGGGUGACGUCUAUCGCCGCCGUCAUCGUCGUCGUCCGAGGGCUGCAUGCAGAACCAUGGUCAACCUCGCUCCGAACCUAGUUCGAAUAAACCAAGUGCACUCACCAAUCUCGGGCGCUUGCCCCGAGAGGCGCCAGUCGAGGACGAGGCCGACGAUGAGGCUGCGGGAGGAGGUGGGGCUACCACCGUGACGGUCUGGCCCGUGCCCUUGGCAGCACAGGUGGUGCCGGAGGCAGCAGGGGUGGUGGACGAGGCGGCAGCGGCAGUUGAGCGGGUGGCAGGCGAGACGGCAAUGGCAGUUGAGCGGGUGGUACGACGAGCCGCCAAGGUGGUGCCAGAGGCAGCAGGGGUGGUGGGCAAGGCGGCAGCGGCAGUUGGGUGGGUGGCAGGUGAGACAGCAACGGCAGUUGAGCGGGUGGCAGGCAAGAUGGCAACGCCAGUUGAGCGGGUGGUACAACAAGCCAGCAAGGCUGGUUUGGGCCAUUCUUCAGGGAUGAACAACAAACCCUCCGAUCCCGUAUCAACGUUGGUCACCGAAGGGGACCUGGCUUGUUCGAAGCGGGUUCUCUUAACAGGAGCAGGGCGCGCCAUAGUGACGGAAGGGGGCGAUAACCGAUUGGGAAUGCUCCCUUCGCCUGUGCAGACGUCGGAUGCGCCGCCUCACCACCCCGAGGCCCCCGGCUCCUCACCCCACAAGAAGGCUAUCACGAUACUGAUCGAUGGAGGUACCCAUGCUGCGCUAUCGACGACGGCCACAUGCCAGGAUGAUUACGGCGGAGCGACUUUGCUAUCUCGGACAUUCGGUAUAUUCAUUCGGGGAUAG
Fimicolochytrium jonesii is the source of this 1210-nucleotide messenger RNA. RefSeq lists its product as uncharacterized. The transcript has 3 exons. Bases 434 to 1210 code for a protein of 258 amino acids. NCBI's taxonomy places the organism in Eukaryota, Fungi, Chytridiomycota, Chytridiomycetes, Spizellomycetales, Powellomycetaceae. The record is from RefSeq and is a predicted model, not a curated record.